Molecule: messenger RNA, 3366 nt
Organism: Alternaria burnsii
Lineage: Eukaryota; Fungi; Ascomycota; Dothideomycetes; Pleosporales; Pleosporaceae
Exons: 2
Coding region: 1-3366 (1121 amino acids)
Source: RefSeq, a predicted model, not a curated record
AUGGCCCAUUGUACAGCUCCCGCAGAGCCACAUAUAAUGCCCCCGCCUAUCCCCAUCCGCAGCCACCUACGAAACGGAUCAGCAUAUCAGAAACGUUUGCACGCUAUCCGUUCUAUGUCCACAAACUCUAAGGGCGCCCCAUCGUUUCCUUUUUCUCUGAAUCUCCUCGAAGAGUUUGAUCAUGAGUUGACGGAAACACAGAGUUUAGUCAGUGCAAUUCUGGGCGACAAGAACAUGAAUAGCAAGAAAGAAUCUUCAUGCUGGGAUAGUGGGAAAGAGACCGAUACGAUGACCGAGAGAAGGCAAACAGGUAGCACUCUGGGAGACAUGUGCUCCAGUGAAGUUGAGUCCAAAGUGAGCUACUGCGAUGGUUACCCAAAGAUAUUACGAUUAGAUCCAUUAAAGAUAUCCUCGACAGCUGCAACUAAUUACAGUCGAAACGCUACAGGAGAUCAAAGUGAGAGUCUUUUCGGGCAAAUCGGGGUGCGGGAAUGCGUGCCUUCUCUACGAGGAAGUCACGACGGCACAACUUCUGCGAACCGCACGAACCACGCGAUCUACUCCAACAACACAUUACCACCCUCCGACUACAGUGCCGAGAAGAUGGAUACAAAUGUGCCGGGUUGGCCCGCACAGGAGCUUCUCAGCCCUCGUUCUGAUGAGCCAGGCUCCCCAAGGCAGGCCACCAGCAAUUCUGAUCGCCCCUUCCCUUCGAGACAUGUCAAUCUCUCGCUCUUUCCACCAAUGUCUCCUUCGACUGGGAAUAGAGAAUACACACCACCAGGCAGCCCUUUCUCUCGGCCUAUACGCCCAAUGUCUCCGUUGAGCAAUGGGAGGGAUGCUUAUGGCAAUUACAUAGCUUCGAACAAGCUGGACUAUUUGAAGAUACAUUCCCCACUAACAUCGCCUGUUAAACGGGCCGUAUCGGACAGUCAGGAACACUCUGAACCGGAUAUCUCGUCACCUAUCGUACAUCUUCGUGGUGGAGGCUGGAACGACUUCAAAUCGUUCUGGAAGACAACUGACACCAAUGAGAUUGACCAACCAUUUGGUUCUACUUCUUUGCAAGAAUCUGUCGACAAGGAGGGUAUUCUUCGAGUUGUUUCUCCGAUCCACUAUAUCGAACGUCCGGAAAGUCGAGCACCGCAAAGUGUGCGAUCGCAGUUCCAGAUCAGUCGCGCUGGCAAGGUUGACAAGAUAACAGAAGAGACGCCAAGGAGACCAUGUACCGUCGAUAAAAGGCGAGAUGGCCAACUCUUCAGAGAGAUAGGCACAAGGCAAGGCUCGAAUACUUCGGACUCUGGAGUUACGAACGAUAGCUCUAUUCAUAGGGCUUGUACCGAGGCAGUCUUGAAUCAGUAUUUUGGGCCUCAAAUGUCUCUACCAAUAAGAGAUGGACCGCAGUCACCUCCAAUCGACAAAACCUUGGCACCACCGAAUCUUCAAAGUGCGCCGACAGGCGAGAAUGAGACGACGUGUCACUCCAUGAGCCCUUCGUAUCCAGUUGCGAGUAGAAAAUUCGCUUUAUGGAACAAUGUGGAGUCAAAAGAACAUCAAGGUACUGAUGCUACAUUGCGAAGUCAUAUGGUAAACCCAAGGGACAACAAGAGGUGGGCCAGAGAACGUCCUACUCCGCCGCCUAUACUCCCACUGUCAAACCCACCCAGAUGCCAGCGAGCCGAUCCAUCCGAAGCCGACGUGUUCGAAAGUUCUAAUGAUGACAGUUGUCGAGCAUCAUCAUUGCUAUCCGCCGGGACUUUGGACGAUAACUUGAUGGACGUGCUAGGUUUGGAGAAAACUGAUGCGUACAGAAGAUUUAAGCAUGAGCGUGCUAUUCAACUUAUACAAGAAGAGAGACAAAGAUACAAAGAGGCAGAUUGUAUAUGUGAUGUGAACGUAAGACUACAAGAGGAACUGCGACGGCGAGAGCCUGAUCUGAGCACAACAGUGCUGGACGAUAGCUUCACUGCGGUCAUGAGACGCCAAUCAACCGGCAGACGGCACGAACUAGAGCGUAUGGCAGUCUCGGAUGAGCGUCGCCCUCCUGGAUCACCUACGCCAUCGCGAUAUCUCCCUCGCUAUGGCCGUAUCACAGCUAAAGCUCAGGUUGUACCCCAACAGCGGAACGCGCAGUACCUUACCAUCGGCUACCCUUCUAUCGUAUCUACACCAGGAGUUGCUGAAUCAGCUCCUAUCAAAGGUCAGAACCCUUUGCAGACAGUUAUUUCGAAGGCAGGGGAAAUCAGUCGUUUGAUUCUCGCUGCGCCUUCAGGCUCGAGAUACAAGACGUAUUCGAAACGGCAUCCUCUGGCGGAGUACCAAGAGAAGAAACCACAAGGAUUGGGAGCAGAUGCUACUGGAUGGCCCAGAAAUGGUAAAUCGUUCUCCACGGCGGCAAAAGGGAUGCUCAUAUCGACUCAAGUACCCAGCUCGGAGACAACUUUUGCUGGCGUUCAGCCACCGAGAGGCAGAAGAGUAAACAAAGUCAAGGAACCGAAGCACAAGCAAUGGGGUGGAAGGUGGGGAAGAAGGUUGAAAGAAAUCGCAAUUCCGGGAGACAUCGCACCUACAGACCUGCGCGGAGGUGGAUCCUCCGCUACAUCAACUGCAGACACGAACCGUCGCCCUAAUCGGUCAAGAGGUGCGACACGGCUUCAACAUACGAGAUUUGUCAGAAGCGGACCUCGUGCACGUUCGUCGUCACCUAAAGCGUCAACAAUUAUCCUUCCCGUGAGCAAACAAUUGGAACAUACUUUCGCCACUACCAGUGAUGCAGUACGCACGCCGCAAACACGGUUUGAUCUGCCAGACAGUGAAGGCAGAUGCUUCGUCCGCCGCGACGACAGAGAGGUACUCCCACUAAGCCCUGCGCCCGGAUCCCCAUAUCACGAUAGACUGAACACAUGCUACGAAUUUGAUACCGCGGAUGCUGCGACGCUGAAAUGGCUAGAAGGAAUACACACACAGACUGGAGUAAUUGCCGAGCCUGUCGUCAAUAUGAGAGGGGGUGACGUUCUAUUUACGAUGGGAGAAGCAAGCAGUCUAUCAUCGUAUUAUCUCUCCCUAACCUCAGAGGCAAUGACUUUAAACAGUGACAACGAUACGAUCGAUAACUCGAACAUAGACGCCUUGCUUGUGUCGACUACACAUCUCAACAUCAAUCAAAUCACCGACGUGGCCAUUACGCCAGCCAACGGCAUUAGCGAGGACGAUAUUAGACCCCACUUGUACGAAGCCAAUGUUCGGUCUAGUUUCAGUACUGACUCUACUAUUGAGCUUCGGCUGAAGAUGAAUGCUAAGAAGAAUAUAUGGCGGAAUGAAGACCAGGCUAGGGCGAUGGCGAUGGCUAUGCAUUCUAUUGGGUAG